GCAUCACCAGUCGUCCUACAAGCAUCCAAGUGACAAUAUCUCCAAGUCAAGUUUGUAAAUUACUAAGAAAAUACCAAAAUGUUCCGCAUUAUCGCUGUGAUCUUCGCCCUGGUAGCAAUGGCUUUUGCUGCUCCUGGUUACAUUGAGCCCUCCUACGGUGUGGUUCCUGUAGCCCAAGUGGUGCCCGUGGUGAAAUCUGUUCCAGUGGUGCAGCACGUUCCGGUGGUGAAGAAUGUCCCAGUGGUUCAGCAUGUCCCUGUGCUGAAGUCCUACGCUGUUCCCACCUAUGGACACCACAUCUACCACGGUUAAAUUUUGGAAAGAGCUCAAUCGAUAUCGCACGGGAAUAAAUAAAAUGUUUAUGCUUGUAAAAGG
Messenger RNA from Drosophila melanogaster (fruit fly), 375 nucleotides. RefSeq lists its product as uncharacterized. The record is from RefSeq and is marked reviewed. The transcript is spliced from 2 exons. Bases 79 to 312 code for a protein of 77 amino acids. NCBI's taxonomy places the organism in Eukaryota, Metazoa, Arthropoda, Insecta, Diptera, Drosophilidae.